Molecule: messenger RNA, 1125 nt
Organism: Mastomys coucha (southern multimammate mouse)
Lineage: Eukaryota; Metazoa; Chordata; Mammalia; Rodentia; Muridae
Product: keratin-associated protein 13-1-like
Exons: 5
Coding region: 370-909 (179 amino acids)
Source: RefSeq, a predicted model, not a curated record
GUUGGUGAGCAGAGGGAGUGGGUAGAGGAUGGAGGUUUAAAAUUGUUCUAGGAAGAUGAAGCAGAAACCGCAGCUCUAAGCUUGAGAGCUACAGGUGACAGUCCACAGUCCGUGAGCAGGUUUAGAGGGCUUCUUGCACUACAGAAAAGCAUGUCGAAAACUCCGCUCUUGUCUGUAGAGGUGAUCAUGCGGUCAUGUCAGGGGUAUAUCCAUAGGCUCAUAGAGGAAGAAGACAUCACAUUCUAAUUUUGUGAAGUAUCUUCUUCAAUAUUCACAAACUCUGGAACUCCCUCUGGGAAGAAAGCUGCAACCAAGCAUGGACAGGUAGAUUGGAUAUGGAUAAGCUCUGAAACCAUCCAUCACAUUGAAAUGAUGUCAGCUCAACUUACACCUGCCAUCAACAUGUCCUACAGCUGCUAUUCUGGAAACUUCUCCUCCCGCUCCUCUGGAGAUCACCUGAGCUAUCCUCAUGCCUCUUGUGGCUCUUCCUACCCCAGUCACCUGCUCCAGAGCACUAGCUUCUACUCCCCGAGAACCUGUCAUCUGGGAUCCUCUCUCCACAGUGGCUGUCAGCAGAACUGUUCCCAGCCCAUCAGAUGCCAGACUUCCCAUGUGGUGCACAGCUCCUGCCAGCGGCCCUGCUACAGCCCCAGAGUCUCCAGCAUCUGCAGUCCCUGCAGAACCACAUAUGCUGGCUCUCAGGGCUUUGGAUCCAGCAGCUGCCACUCUCUGGGUUAUGGAUCUAGAAGCUCUUACUCUCUGAGCUGUGGGUCCAGUGGAUUUAGACCCCAAGGGUUCUCUUCUCUGGGCUGUGGUUCUGGAUUCUGCCACCCAUCCUAUGUGCCUUAUAGAACCUGUCAGUCUCCUUGCUACAGACCAAGUUGUGGCACUGGAUCUGGAUUCUACUGAUCUUCUUUCUAACUUCCGGUCUUGCUAGCCUCCAUCAGCCACUCCUGGAUCCCUGGCCUUCGUUGUUUUCCUUUGUCUGGGAAGAAUUAUCCUCUGGUUCCUUGAUUGCCAAUUCUUUAUUUUCCCUCUGACCUCAGAUAUUGGCUGGUGGGUGUCCUUUGAGAACUCUGUAAUUAAUCUCCUAACUCAAAAAUAAAGCCUGCAUUGCAAAUGAAA